This is a messenger RNA of Camponotus floridanus (Florida carpenter ant), 5567 nucleotides long. It is a transcript of the gene Pfk, whose product is annotated as ATP-dependent 6-phosphofructokinase. NCBI's taxonomy places the organism in Eukaryota, Metazoa, Arthropoda, Insecta, Hymenoptera, Formicidae. Gene Ontology annotation, cellular component: cytoplasm; 6-phosphofructokinase complex. Gene Ontology annotation, biological process: fructose 1,6-bisphosphate metabolic process; fructose 6-phosphate metabolic process; canonical glycolysis. The transcript is spliced from 17 exons. Gene Ontology annotation, molecular function: fructose-6-phosphate binding; AMP binding; monosaccharide binding. The record is from RefSeq and is a predicted model, not a curated record. Bases 186 to 2603 code for a protein of 805 amino acids.
GAUGGCAAGUGGGCCAGCCCAAAGGUCACCUUCAGUCGGCCAAACGUCGUGGUAGUGGCGGCCGACGUCGGUCAGAGGAACGUCGGUGUUGAUCGGCAGCGGAGGAACGUCGUGCUCGUCGUCGUCGUCGUCACGAUUGUCAGUCACAUUUUUUGCUGAGUUAUAAGGAAUACUGCGAUACAGUCAUGGCUGAAGAGACGCCAGCUCAAAAGUUUAUAAAACCUGGGAGCCACAAGGGCAAGAGCAUUGCCGUGUUCACCAGCGGUGGCGACUCUCAGGGAAUGAAUGCCGCUGUACGAGCGGUUGUAAGGAUGGGUAUUUAUCUUGGAUGCAGGGUGUACUUUAUCAGAGAAGGCUACCAAGGUAUGGUGGACGGCGGAAAGGACAUCGAAGAAGCUACAUGGUCGGCCGUGUCUUGCAUCAUCCACAAGGGCGGUACGGUGAUAGGUUCUGCCCGAAGUCAAGAAUUCAGAGAGCGUCCUGGUCGUCGAAAAGCUGCCAAGAACUUAGUUAAUCUGGGUAUAACCAAUCUAGUUGUGAUCGGUGGAGAUGGUUCUCUUACAGGUGCCGAUCUCUUUAGAGAAGAAUGGCCCGAGCUUUUAAAAGAACUCGUUGCGUCUGGAGAUAUAACUGUCGAACAAAGCGAGAAAUGCAAACAAUUACACAUUGUCGGAUUAGUAGGUUCCAUUGAUAACGAUUUCUGUGGCACGGAUAUGACAAUUGGUACUGAUUCCGCGUUGCACCGUAUUAUAGAAAGUAUAGAUGCUAUAGUUAGCACAGCUUAUUCUCAUCAAAGAACAUUUAUAAUGGAAGUUAUGGGUCGUCAUUGUGGUUAUCUGGCUCUGGUGACAGCUAUAUGUUGCGAAGCUGAUUAUGUUUUCAUCCCAGAAUGGCCACCCGAGCAGGAGUGGCCCAACAAGCUGUGCAAAAAAUUAUUGCAGGAAAGACUCACUGGUCAACGACUUAACAUUAUUAUCGUGGCUGAAGGUGCCGUUGAUAGAAACGGCGAUCCGAUUACAGCUGAAAAGGUCCAUAAAGUAGUCGUAGAAAAACUACAGCAGGAUACAAGGAUUACUGUUUUGGGGCAUGUACAAAGAGGUGGCAAUCCUUCAGCCUUUGAUAGAGUUUUAGGAUGUCGAAUGGGAGCUGAAGCUGUAAUGGCUUUAGUGGAAGCAACACCCGAUACAGAAGCGUGCGUCGUCACAUUGGACGGUAACCAAGCUGUGAGAUUACCACUCAUGGAAUGUGUUCGUCGUACAAAGGCUGUGGCGCAGGCUAUGGCCAAUAAAAAUUGGGAUCUUGCUGUCCAACUUCGAGGAAAAGGUUUUGAACGUAAUUUGGAAACUUACAAAAUGCUGACUCGUUUGAAAGCUCCGGAUUUAGAUCAUAGUGCAAUCAAGGACGUUAAUGGCCACGCAUUAUCAAAGCAAUACACUUUAUGUGGACAAGAUCAUUAUACAGUAGGAGUCAUGCACAUAGGAUCACCAUCCUGUGGUAUGAACGCAGCGGUUCGUUCUUUCGUAAGGAAUUGUAUCUAUCGAGGUGAUAAGGUAUACGGUAUCUGUGAUGGAGUGUUGGGUCUUAUAGCUGGUAGAUUAAAAUUGAUGGAUUGGCCAUCUGUCACCGGUUGGGUCUCGGAGGGCGGUGCGAAAUUAGGAACGAAGCGCACACCGCCCCAGGAGGAUCAGUUACCCGCAAUCGCUCAAAAAUUGAAAGAAUUUGGAAUACAGGCGCUGCUCAUCAUAGGCGGAUUCGAGGGUUAUCAGACCUGUCUUACAUUUUUCAAAGCGAGGGAUAAAUAUGAGGAGUUUAGAAUUCCUAUCGCUAUGAUUCCCGCAACCAUUAGCAACAAUGUACCAGGCACUGAAUUUUCAUUGGGUUGUGAUACAGCUUUGAAUGAAAUUACAGAAAUCUGUGAUCGCAUUCGACAAUCGGCGCAAGGUACCAAACGCCGUGUAUUCAUUAUCGAGACUAUGGGUGGUUUUUGUGGAUAUCUAGCGACCGUCGCCGGCUUAGCCGGUGGUGCCGAUGCGGCUUAUAUUUAUGAAGAGAAGUUUAAUAUUAAAGACUUAAAUCAAGAUGUUAUUGCGAUGGCCGCGAAGAUGUCAGAGGGUGUCGAGAGAGGCCUUAUUAUCAGAAACGAAAACGCCAAUGGAAAUUAUAAUACAGAGUUUAUAUUCAGACUUUUUAGCGAGGAAGGAAAAGGUUUAUUCAGUUGUAGAAGCAACAUACUCGGUCAUAUGCAACAAGGUGGCUCGCCGACUCCUUUUGACCGUAAUUUAGGAACGAAGAUGGGUGCUAAGGCAGUUGAAUGGUUCAGCGAUCAGCUGAGAAAAUGUACUAGCCUCGAUGGUAAAACGGUCACUACAGCAGCUGACAGCGCAGUGAUGCUUGGUAUUAUUAGACGCCAGUAUAGAUAUACGCCAUUCACGGAACUUAUCGAAGUUACGGAUUUUGAACAUCGUAUUCCGACGUAUCAAUGGUGGAUGAAGCUGCGUCCACUGCUGAAAGUAUUGGCAAAACACGAGUCAACGUAUGAAGAGGAGGGUCUCUACAUAACCAUUGAAGAGAUGGAUCAACAAAAGGAUCCGCCUCUCGUAUAAGUCACGAAAUAGAUUAUUUAAAGUGCCGCGUAGAUGAUGCGGCAGCCAUUACUGAUACAAACGGAUAUUACUGAUCGUGUGAAAAGUAGUAGGUAUUGAUGAUUAAGAGUAAUCACAGUAUUGUAUGACAUUAUAAUAAUUUUAUCGUUGCUCGACGAAACAAAUGAGAAUCGUAUACAUAUUUAUUGGAUCAUGUGUAUUUAAAAAUUUUGAUUGUGUACAUUAUUAUGGUAUUCUUAUAUAAUACCGUUUGUGUGCUUCAUUGUUGCUAUUUAUUUAAAAUCUGCACGCAAAUUUUAUUAAUAUAAAUAAUUUGGAUGUAACCAUAAUAGAUGUAUGAUCGAGAAAAUAGGAAUGUAUCUUUUCUUUUUGUUUGGAAAUCAUGUUCGUGUCUUGAAUGUUUUCCAACUCAGGGGUGAGAAAUAGGUACAAAGGCAGUAUCUGUGCGAAAUGCAAAGGUAAGGUAUAUUUUAGAUGUUUGAAAACAAAAUAUGUGUAAGAGCGGUAUCCGUUGGCAUCGAUAUGGUAUUGUUACAGUAUAGUAAUGUUAAAAAAUUGCGUUGUAUAAUAUCAAAGAUAAAUUAGAAUCGAUAUAUACAUAUAUAUAAUUUUUUAGUGUAGCAAAAGAUAUAUAAUGUUCAAGCGCUAAAUAACGGACUAAAAUAUUAUUUUUACAAAAAAUAUGCAGAAACACAUGACUAUAAAUUGGAAACUAACGACGUGCAAAAUUUAUAUUUGAUAUGCUACUCGAACCUAAUACAUACACAGUUUUCCCCAUACAUCUUAUCAUAGAUUCAAUAAUUAAAUGUUUAUUAGCAUCGCUAACGAAUGAUGUUAUUUAUAUAUUUUCGACAUCUUGGACAUUGUAAGUACACCAGUAAUUAAUAGUCGCAUAUCUUGUUUUUCAAAUCUGUUUUUGCCUGAUUUUUUUAAAUGUAAUUGCGCGAUAUAUAUAUGUGAAACAUUUAAUAAAUAUAAUUUUCAAUUGUAGCCUGGAUCGAGAAGUAAAUCAGAUUUCAGAAGUUUUUCAAAGAGUUUCACAGAUCAAAUAUUCUGAACCGUAUUUGUGGUCUACUAAGGUAUAGGAUUAAAAAAGUAAUGCGAUAUUUUUUGCGUCGGUGAAAGUGUUUAUUCUUCGGUUUAGCGUUACUCGCGAAGCUAUAAAAAGCUAUUGGAGAAUAUACCUGUCUACCUCAAAACAUAAUUUUGCAACGAUAAACGAACGACUCGCAGGAGAGGAAUUGAUCUGAGUCGCGCGUUAUAAUGUUGCACGUAACGUUAAAGGAAAAAAUUCGCUAAAAUUUAAGGUUUGCGUGACCACAAAGGUAUUUAGAUUUAAUUCUUUUUCUCUUUCUCUCUCUCUUUCUCUCUCUCUUUCUCUCUCUCUUUCUCUCUCUAUAUAUUCGUAUAUUUAUCUUUCGAGAAAAUCGUGCAAGUUAAUCUUGUAAUUGUUUUUCUUUUCGACGUAUAAUGUAGCGUUUGUCACGUGUCUUUAUCAGAUUCUAGAACCAGAAAAUUGCUUUUUCUGGUAUAAUUGCUGAAAAUUAUGUCUUGUGCAAACUCUUACUCUACAUAUUCGUAAAUUUACUUAAGCGUCGAAAUAAAAUUGCCGACUCGUGAUUUUAAAAUACAUGAAACAAAAAUAUAUCAAGAAAUUUGUGCGUGAUAUCUGCGUAUGUAUAAUCUUCAACGUAUGAUUCACGUGUAUAUUCGCAAAAUAGCGGAUUACGUAACGAUUUUCAUUACAAAUGCUGUUUAGCAUUUGCAAUGCGACCAUAUACGUUUAAGAUUUGGCUUUAGUGAAUAGUACUUGAUGCAUGUGCUGCAUAAAAUAAAUAAUAAAACUUUGAAAGUACAAUGAUACGCGCAUGAUAUGCGUUAUGAUUUAUUCGAGUUAGAAUACUAGUGUAGAUAUACAUAUGUGGAUGUAAAAGAAGUUAUUUGACAGAUCGCGCUUGUUUAAAAUCGUUAUAAAGUAUAUAUAAUCUAUAGCGUACGAUAGAUAAAAAGUUCUUGUUGAGAGGCAACUUGAAUAAUAUCGCUAAUAUGGCACCUGUUUAAAUGCACGUAGGAAUCUCUUUUCUUUAAUAUCCUAUCAAGAGAUUAAACUAUCGACAAGACGAAGUGCGACGAGGAAAAUACAUGAAAAUUCUCGUCAAUUAUCUGUGCAUAAAAUCGUAUUUUUAUUAGUGUCUGCAUCGGUACAAUUUAUAUAUAUUUUCAUGACAGGCACUUUUAGAACGAUGAUUUUUGACAAUCAAAUAUAUAUUCAACAGUUUUUAAAUACCCUUUGUUUAAUAUGUAAGUAAUAAUGGAUCAUACACAAGAUAUCUGAUUAAAGUUAAUCGAUAUGCAAAUUAUAUAUAUCAAACUUCUAGUACAAAUGAAAAUAAUGUUGAUAUUUAAUAUCAUUUGAUAUUCUGGUAAAUGAAAUAUUUAAUUCGCACUCGUGUGUCAGUCAAGAUAAAUGUAUACGUAUAAUUAUCGAGUGCUCUAUACAUAUAUCGCACUCUACGUAAAGUCAUGUAAGCAAAAAUGUACAAAUAAUGUAUUUGCAUAAUGUCAAGCUAUUAGCUGCCCGUCACGUAGCGCAAUAAGGGUAUAUAAGAGAAUGAGAGAGAUAUAUUAUUUUUAAGAUCUCAGAGAUUAUAUUUUCGACUCAUUGUUGAUCAAUGAAUUUACAUCUUCUAUCUACAGCAUACAUAUAUAUAGUAUUAUAUACAUAUAUAGUUGCUAUAAUGUAUAUAUUUAUUUUUUUUCUUUUUUUUUUUCUCUCCGAAACAUUAUCACGACGUUAUCAUACUGCAUUCUGCGCGAUGCGUAUAAAGAAAUGUCUGUAUUCUUCGCAUGAAUUCGAAACUUUGCGCGAAUUGAUCGUUAUGAUGAAUGUAAAUUUAGAAAAACACGACUACGUAUUAUGCACGAUAUUGUAUUCAUGUCGUGAAAUAAAUUAUAUCUUCUAAA